GAAAAAUUCGAUUGUUUGGAAGGUAACUAGAGGUCCCCGUAUUGUCGAAUAUAGAACGGGCAUUCUUGAGAAUAUUACCGAAUCAAACGACUUGAAGUAUCGUAGUAAAAUGACACGUAUAUCCCAUGAUGUGGCAGAUGACAAUCAUAAACUAGUCGAGUAUCUUGGUGAACCACCGAAACCACUGAAAAACCGGCGAAAGGCACCAAAAACCAGCAUACACAUGGGAGAAUGGCGGCUAUGGACUGGAAUGUCCUCUGAUGUGGUUGUGGAAAAGCAAAAAAGAAACAUGACG
Messenger RNA from Paraglomus occultum, 295 nucleotides. Lineage: Eukaryota; Fungi; Glomeromycota; Glomeromycetes; Paraglomerales; Paraglomeraceae. The record is from the annotation of a GenBank genome assembly.